Molecule: messenger RNA, 2049 nt
Organism: Rhinopithecus roxellana (golden snub-nosed monkey)
Lineage: Eukaryota; Metazoa; Chordata; Mammalia; Primates; Cercopithecidae
Gene: MIMS1
Product: family with sequence similarity 210 member A
Exons: 5
Coding region: 425-1243 (272 amino acids)
Cellular component (GO): mitochondrion
Source: RefSeq, a predicted model, not a curated record
ACGCGGAGGCUUCGCUGAGAGGGCACGGGCGGUCGCGAGCACAUUGCUAGUGGGCGCGGCUGGCGGGCUGGAGGCGGUAGGGCGCUAGCGUCCGGCCGAGUCCCGCGGGUUCCGGCACCCGGACCCACACUCGGUCGGGGUACUCUGCUGAGUAACACUGCCUUGGCAUUCGAGGAGCUGUGGUCCGGCCUGCGCGGCGGGAAGCGGCGGCGACGGCCCCAGCGUCCUAAGAGGACUUGCGACAGGGGUGCCCUGUUUACUCGGCCUGCCCCACUCAACCCCACACAGGAGGGAGCAUGUGAGCAGAUGAGCGUGGGAACCGGCCAGCCGUGCCGCCAGCAGGAGCAAAGUCUGUCCGCUGCGCUCCACCCAUCACGGGAGAAAGCGCGCAUGCGAAAGCUGAAACCCAUCAACCCUCUUCAAAAUGCAAUGGAAUGUACCACGGACUGUAUCUCGACUGGCACGCAGGACAUGCUUGGAACCACAUAAUGCUGGUCUUUUUGGACGCUGUCAAAAUGUAAAGGGACCUUUACUUUUGUACAAUACUGAAUCCAAAGUGGUUUUGGUACAAGGCCCUCAAAAACAGUGGUUGAAUUUAUCUGCUGCCCAGUGUGUUGCAAAGCAAAGGAGGCCAUUGGAUGCUCAUUCACCCCAACCAGGAGUCCUUCGCCAUAAGCAAGGGAAGCAACAGGUUUCAUUCAAGAGGGUUUUUUCAUCCAGUGGCUCAGCUCAGGGAACUCCAGAAAAAAAGGAAGAGCCUGAUCCUUUGCAAGAUAAAUCUAUUAGUCUUUAUCAACGAUUCAAGAAGACAUUUAGACAGUAUGGAAAAGUUCUGAUUCCAGUGCAUCUAAUUACUUCUGGUGUUUGGUUUGGAACGUUUUAUUAUGCGGCCUUGAAAGGAGUGAAUGUCGUUCCUUUUCUAGAACUCAUUGGGUUACCUGACAGUGUGGUAAGCAUCCUGAAAAACUCCCAGAGUGGAAAUGCACUCACAGCAUAUGCCUUGUUUAAGAUUGCAACACCUGCUCGGUAUACCGUGACUUUGGGAGGAACAUCCUUCACUGUGAAGUACCUGCGCAGUCAUGGCUACAUGUCCACGCCACCACCCGUCAAGGAGUAUCUACAGGACAGGAUGGAGGAAACAAAGGAGCUUAUCACAGAGAAGAUGGAAGAAACAAAAGAUAGACUCACUGAAAAGUUACAAGAAACCAAAGAAAAAGUUUCCUUUAAGAAAAAAGCGGAAUAAGGUGCCUUAUAGCAGUAUAGAAAAUUCCUGCACUUUAACCCUUUGGAAACUAUGGGCAAAGAUACAUGUGUCUGAUUAGUUUUUUGGUUAGUCGCCUAAAUAUACUAGUUCUCUGAGGGUUAAAGAAGUAAAAUACCUUUUUAAAGUUAAAUAUCACUAGAAAAAUCAGUGUUAUUACAAGGAAAGAAAUGAACCCAGUGUAAGAAUUUCCCAUCAGUAGCAGUAUUAAGCAGUGGUGAACGUCUUAGAAGUCAUACUUCUUUUUCAAGGUCUUCAGAACCACACUUGAUUUCUGUUUUGUUGCAGCUGUAAUUGACGCACACUGUAGGCAGCUGACUCCUUGAAUAACCAGUGUGACCCAUAAAAUAGGCUGUUAAUACUGGAUCUUAAUUUUUAUGUUAUUCAUUAAGGUUUUAACUAUAUUCAGUAUGUAAUUUGGAGACAAACUAGCAUCAUCAAAACUGCCUGUGAAUAAGAAGAUAUUUACUCUUUCUAUAAAAACAGAAUAGAGCAGUUACCUACCAGUUAAAAUCUCCUAUAUGAAGAAAAUAAAGAUUCAGUCAUAUAUAUGUAAAUACGAUGUAUUGAUUGUACGAAAAUGAAAAAUGGACCCUUUAAAAAUUAUUUUUACCUGAAGCGUAUCAUAUUUUUUUUAAGCAAAUAUGUAUGUGGUGAUGGUAUUUUUCGAAGUGUGUAUUGGUGGUGAUCGCCUCAAACAUAAACCUCUCGUGAAUUAUUUGUGUCCUUCUCAGCUAAUCUUUCAGAGGAAAGGUGAACAAUCAUUAAACCUUAAAUUUAUUGUUAAA